Mauremys reevesii (Reeves's turtle) is the source of this 2097-nucleotide messenger RNA. RefSeq names its product transmembrane BAX inhibitor motif containing 4 (gene TMBIM4). Bases 464 to 1300 code for a protein of 278 amino acids. The transcript has 7 exons. Gene Ontology annotation, biological process: negative regulation of apoptotic process. NCBI's taxonomy places the organism in Eukaryota, Metazoa, Chordata, Testudines, Geoemydidae. Gene Ontology annotation, cellular component: membrane. The record is from RefSeq and is a predicted model, not a curated record.
UGUUAAAGGGUAUAUAAAAAGUAAACUUUUAAAGGGUUCAUUGCUAAUACCUGCCUGACCAUGUUGGAGCCGACUGAUAUGGGUCUAAGUAUGGCUGGGUGAAACCAGGGGGUUUAGUCCAUUUGUAAAUAUCUUGAUCAAACACUUAUACAUAUUUUGUUACGUUUGGGUGUAGUAGCCUGCCUCUUAGUUAGGCUUUUGGGGGCAGGUUUAGAGCAAUUGUACAAACACCAUUUGGCUCUGGAUUUAAUAAAGGAUGUGGGGGUUAAAUUAGUGGGGAGGAAAUACCCCGCCCGGCCAAACGGGAACCGCCAAGGGGCGGUCGGGCGCUGUCCGCAGCCACGGAGGCAAGAACUCGUACCCACGGCGCCGGGAGCAGCGUGUGCUGUUCUCCGGCAGGGGGCGCGCGGGCUGUCCCGUCCGGGCGCUGCAGCCCCGGCCCCGCCUGGCCGCCCCGCGAUCGAUGCUCUCGGCGGCUCUGCGCCUGGCUCGGUGUCUCGGAGUUCGAUUGUCUCACCCGGAAGCCCGCGGAGCGGACGUCGGUUGCUUUGCUGCAGCCGCAGUCGGUCGGUCGGUGGCGAUGGAGGCGGCGGCGGACCCGCGGUACCCCCGGUCCUCCAUCGAGGAUGACUUCAACUACGGCAGCAACGUGGCCUCGGCCAGUGUCCACAUCCGCAUGGCUUUUCUACGAAAAGUCUACAGUAUUCUUUCAAUUCAAGUUCUUUUGACCACAGUGACGUCUGCAAUUUUUCUGUACUCUACUCCAGUUCAGAAAUUUGUGCAUGAAAGCCCUGCUUUGCUUUUGGUAUCUCUGCUUGGAUCUUUGGUUAUGAUUGUAGCACUAACCCUGUAUAGACAUCAGCAUCCUGUUAAUUUAUACCUACUCUUUGGAUUUACUCUUUUGGAAGCGUUGACUGUUGCUAUUACAGUGACUUUCUAUGAUGUAUCAGUCGUCUUACAAGCUUUUAUUCUGACUACUGCUGUGUUUCUUGGGCUGACUGUGUAUACUUUGCAGUCAAAAAGAGAUUUCAGCAAAUUUGGAGCAGGGCUGUUUGCUUGCUUGUGGAUUUUCAUCCUCUCCAGUCUCUUGAGGCUGUUUUUCUACAGUGAGACAAUAGAGCUGUUGUUUGCUGCUGCGGGAGCGCUGCUAUUCUGCGGAUUUAUCAUCUAUGACACUCAUUUGCUGAUGCACAGACUGUCCCCUGAAGAGUAUAUAUUGGCUGCCAUUAAUCUCUACUUAGAUAUCAUCAAUCUGUUCCUGCAUCUGCUGCGCCUUCUAGAAGCAUUCAAUAAAAAAUAAUUGUAGGCUAUCUGUAGUGAAACUCUUCCUUAAAUAGUGAAAUUUGGUGUAUAGAGGGUUGUGUCUAAAUAGGGUUGGUUUUGAUUAUAUACAAACUGCAGUAUAUUUUGAGACUGAAUCUUCCUGUUUUUCCAUUCCAUGGUUACUGAAUCUUUUUCUUAGAAAUGAAAGGGUUUUAUGUAACUGAUGAGUUUCUGCUCAAAAUAUAUAUUUUACUUUAAUUGCACGCUGCAGCCAUUUCAGUUACUUCCGUAAAGGCUUUAUUUGUGACUAAGGUAGCUUUUGAUGAAAAUGCUUCUCAACUUCUGAUAGCCCUAACACGAACAGUCAGAAAAUCCCAUCAUUUUAUUUCUGCUAUCCUAUAACUGCUGUGGAUGGUUCCUUUGGAAUCAUAAGUCUGUUUGGAUAGUAUAAAAUCAAUUCUCUUCAUUUUGUUAGUGUAUAGUGAUAUUUUACAUAAGCUAAAAUUGUCAUUCUAAAAAUGUAUAUUAGUGGGCCCUUGAUUUGAAAGACUUGGAAUUAUUAGUAAAAUGUAACUACACUUCCUUUAAAAGAUUUUAAUCUACUCUGGCUUAGAGCUAUGAGAUUAUUUUAUUACCAAGGACAAGUAUUUUGGAAUGCCAGUAAGGGGAGGCAAAGUGAAAGUUGUUUUUAGCAAUAAAGAACUGGGAUAGUUUAAGACCAGGUAUGUGUGAGAUGUUGGUCAAGGAGGACUGUAAAUGAAUGUUCUACCUGCUCUUAUAUUUGAGCUGUAUUAAGAAACAUAAUAAAAUUUUAAAUGUUCAGUAACAAGGUCA